Messenger RNA from Botrytis cinerea B05.10, 4105 nucleotides. It is a transcript of the gene BcuaY, whose product is annotated as BcuaY. The coding region runs from base 481 to 3624 and encodes 1047 amino acids. The record is from RefSeq and is a predicted model, not a curated record. Gene Ontology annotation, molecular function: zinc ion binding; sequence-specific DNA binding; DNA-binding transcription factor activity, RNA polymerase II-specific. NCBI's taxonomy places the organism in Eukaryota, Fungi, Ascomycota, Leotiomycetes, Helotiales, Sclerotiniaceae. Gene Ontology annotation, biological process: DNA-templated transcription; positive regulation of transcription by RNA polymerase II. The transcript is spliced from 3 exons.
GGAAGUGGAAUUCUCUGACCUAGCCUGAGCCUGGUGCCGUGAAAUGUUCAAUCCAUGGAUUUUUUUCACAUCUAGGUCUAUACAUUGUGAAUCACGGGCAAAGGUAAACCCCACGCAUAUUCUAGAGGAAGUCGCGGCUCUCGUUCAAUAAUGUUACAUUGAUACAAAAAUAUCUUUUGAACGCUGGGAAGGAACAUUCUUUUGAAACUGCGAUAACGAAAACAUCUGACAUUUUCUCCGAGAGACCGGAAAGAUUACGGAGCUGGCGUAUUGGAGAGUGGGAAUUUAACAUUACACAAUCGCAAAGUCGGAGGUUGAGAAAGAGCAGGAUGAGAGAGAAUAGACGGAUUUAAAGACCAAUACACUCAAUCGCAUGCGCGAUUCCGAUUUUCAUCGACAGAAUCCAUCCUCGAUAUUAUCCCAUUGCGCGGAAGACCCAAACGAAUGCGCAUUCGGCGAAAUUGAGAAGACGACAGAACGAUGAACCCCCACUCGCCGCCGACGAGCGCAAGUAGUUACCCGAACAAACGAGUGAGACAUAGUCCCCCAGAGCCUCCUAGUACAUCUGCGGCGCUUGUCAAGAAUGAUAGUCCGAAAAUUGCAGCAGAGGAAAUUGUACCUGCGGAGCCGAUACUAGUGAAGGCUGAGGCAACUGGAGGUGGUAAGGCGGGACAGAGUAGCAGUUUUCGCAAUGUCAGCGCGUGUAACAGGUGUCGGUUGAGGAAGAAUAAAUGCGAUCAGAAUCUACCCAGUUGCGCAAGCUGCGAGAAGGCGGGGCAUAAAUGUGUGGGCUAUGAUCCUAUAACCAAGAGAGAAAUUCCUAGGAGUUAUGUGUACUAUCUCGAGACAAGAACAGCAUACCUUGAAUCCUUGCUACUACAAAACAAUAUCACGUUUGCGCCAGCCGAAGUUCUGGAACACUCCCCGAAACCAGGGACAGAUCCAGCGGCAGUAAGAACUCCUGGCAGUGAGGAUGGCAGAUCGGCAUUCAAUGGGGAUACGGCUCUUGUGCGAAAGAAAGCGCAGGAUGAGGUGACGUGGAACAAGAGGCAGGACGAAUCUGAAAAAGUGAACAAACUGAUGUCCAAUAUUGAGAGUGUUUCCGUCCAGGGAGCUUCAGACAAGAGAUACUUGGGUUCAACAUCCGGCAUAUCCUUUGCAAGAGUGGUGUUUGCGGCAGUGAGAUCUUCAGUUUCGGGUGCUGCUAGUGAUCAUAGUGGCGUGAGACCUUCACGACCAACAGGAAACUCGAAAGCUGCUGCACAAGGGGGGACUUCGAUGCGUGAUUCAUUCUUUGGUUUACACACAAAACCUACAAUUAAACAAGCCCCCUUCCCUAACAAAGAUGUUGGAAAGAGAUUGGUAGACUUCUAUUUCGAGCAUGCAAAUCCUCAGAUACCUAUAUUACACCGAGGAGAAUUUAUGAAAAUGUUUGAGGAGGCAUAUGCGACCGGAGACACCAAAGCUAGGACACCCCGAGAACUCUAUAUGCUCAACAUCGUGUUUGCCAUUGGCGCUGGAAUUUUCCUUGGUGAUUCGGGCGCUCGAGAAGAAGCAGAAAAGACAAUUGAUGGUGACAAAGCAAAGCGCACAUUCAGUGGGAAACAAAGUCAGCCUGAGGAAUAUCACGCCUCAGCAAUCGUUCAUCUCGAAGCAUGCCUCAGUUCUUCGGUAGAUAGAGUCGAUGGAUUCGGUGGGGGCUUGGAGGAACUCCAAGCUGUUCUGCUCCUUGCUGGGUUCGCGUUAUUGAGACCUGUGGCUCCUGGUUUGUGGUACAUUAUUGGAGUGGCGGUUCGCUUAGCAGUUGAUCUAGGUCUGCAUUAUGAAGAUGGAAAGGAUAUUGAAGUCCCCAAAUUGGAAAUACCUGGAGUAAAGAACGAAGAUGCCGAAACUGCAAGAUUACAUCGGGAGCGUACGAUGCGAGAACGAGGCCGUCGUGAAUAUAUCCGAGAUUAUAGGAGAAGAUUGUGGUGGUGCACAUACUCUUUUGAUCGACUUGUUUCCACGUGCGUUGGGAGACCAUUUGGAAUUACCGAUCAAGUGGUGACGACAGAAUUCCCUUCAUUGCUCGACGAUAAAUAUAUUACACCUGCUGGUCUGCAGGAUCCAGGAGUUGGUGGAUCAAGUUACAAGCAUGUAGCAUAUCAUUACUUCCGCCUCAGAUUGCUACAGUCUGAAAUUCUACAGGUAUUACAACAUCAACAAGCAUUGCAUGCGCGAGCGGGUGGUGCAAAUUUACGCAAUCCUUUCAUGCAUACACAACUACCAUCUCCUUUUCUGGUGAAAUUUGAUAGUUUCCGUUCUUGGCGUAUUGACAUCGACAAACGUCUUUGGGAAUGGAAAACAUCGGCUCCUACCAAACGGGAUAUGGGGGUAGAGUUCUCAGUAGACUUUUUGGAGCUCAAUUAUUGGCAAUGUGUUAUCAUGCUAUAUAGACAAAGCUUGAGCGUACCACCAAUGUUUGAAGGAGAAUUUAGCACCAGUGAAGAGGUUGAAAGUCCUAGUAUACAUAAUGUGGAGCUAAGAGAAGAUGAGGAAAGAGUAUUUUUGAAAGUUGCAGAGGCGGGGCAGAGAGUUCUGAGAUUGUAUAGACAGUUGCAUCGGGUUCGACUUGUCAAUUAUACUUUUCUGGCUACACAUCAUUUGUUCAUGGCUGGAAUCUCAUUCUUGUAUGCUAUUUGGCACUCUCAGGUUGUCAGAAGUCGUUUGACAAUGGAUGAAGUCGACUUUACAAUUUUGGCCGCAACGUCUGUCCUUGGGGAUCUGAUUGAUAAAUGUCCUCCGGCUGAAGCAUGUCGAGAUGCUUUCGACCGCAUGUCCAAAGCUACAGUUCAGAUGUGCAUGUCUACUACUGGUUUCGGUUCCGGGGCUCAGCAGGGACUUCAUUCAAGACGCCCUCAUCAUACUGGUGGGCAGCAUCAUCUACAAUCACAACCAGAUGAUUACUUCAAUGCCAAUGGUUCUCGAGUUCGAAAACCUCCACAGUCUAAUCGCCCGAAGCCUCAGUUCGACAUGGGUCUCAAUGAUCUUUUUACUCCCCAGCCACCUCCAAUUGGCACGAAAGGACAUUCCAGGGAGACCUCUGUCAAUAGUCAAUCCAGGAAUAACUUUACUAACGAAAGACCAAACUCGAAGAAUGGCACUGGCUCGAAUAAUGUAGUGAAGACAGAAUUUGAAACAUACAGAAAUGAUACCAAUUCUUCACAAAUCAACUCACCAAAUUUUGCCAUUUCACCUCCAUUCAGUAAUCUAGAUAACAACAUGAACCUCGAUCCAAACCUUUUUCCAAACCAGCAGAGUCCAGUGCAAGGGUAUACAUCAGUUCCAGGUCAGAACCAGAAUUCGGAGAUGUACCAAUAUGACCCUACCAAUGGAAACAGCGGCAACGGUAACGCCUAUAAUUUUGAUUUUCAAAAUGCACCGGGAUUAAGCUUCCUGAAUUACGCGGGUGCAGGCUUUGGUGGUGCGGAAGGAUCGGGGGGAGAUGACUGGGAUUUGAGUGGCUUUGAUAUGGGAUUUGGAGAGAACUUGGGGGAUGUAACGGCGGUGGGGGGUGGUGGACCGGGUGGUGGACCGGCGGGGAUCAAUCUACUGGAUGAGUACUUUUUUGGGACAGGAACGUAAAAUCUUGGAACUGAUGGAGCGAAUUGUUAGUCGGACCAACAAAGAUGAACAGGGAAGGACUCAUACUUUCUAACGGAACUAUGAUGAUGAAAUGGGACAUGGCGUUUUGGUAUGUGCAUGGCGGACGGUUUCUUUUUUGUUAAUUUCGCAUUCUUGUAAAAAUUCGCACCGUGGAGAUAUGUGUAAAAGCUUGGGGAAAUGAUGAAUGGGGUAUUGGGAAUAGGAAAAAAUUGGGGCAGGAGAUGAUGAAGUCAUGUCAUCAUUAUCAUGUAUAUAGAGUACGUGGUUUGUACUAUAUUCACGAAUUCACGAGUCGUUCUUUCUUGUUUUCUUUUUUUCUAGGAUGUAUUCUUAAUCUCUACAAGCAGUGAUCGAGGUGCCUUUUGGUUUGUAAAUAUCAAUAGUCUGAAUAGAGAUUUGUAUGUAUGGAUUGGUGUUUAUGAAUCUCUUUAUCUAAAUCGAAGUGCGCAACAGGUUCCCA